This is a messenger RNA of Parathielavia appendiculata, 1672 nucleotides long. RefSeq names its product glycosyltransferase family 32 protein. NCBI's taxonomy places the organism in Eukaryota, Fungi, Ascomycota, Sordariomycetes, Sordariales, Chaetomiaceae. The transcript has 2 exons. The record is from RefSeq and is a predicted model, not a curated record. The annotation marks the transcript as partial.
CAGGGUCUCCGUUGCCCACCGGCUUCCCGCCAUUCUGGUCAUUCCCUUGUGCAACUGCGUCCCGCCCAUUUCUUGGCCUAAAUAUGCCCGCCGGCAGUCACCAUGUAUUCACUUCUCAAGUCAUCCCCCUCUCCCUGGCCUCGCUCAAGACGGCGUGUCAUCCUGGCAUUCCUGGCCGUACUGGCGGUCCUGAUAGGGGCAACAGGCGUGCGGUACGUCGUAUGGGGCGCUCGGUUUUCCUACCAGACCUAUCCCUUCGUCUCGGUAGCGGACGACGCUUGCAACGACGGCACCCAUAACGCGAGGGCAGGGAAUCCUCCCAUCCCGAAUCUGGUCCACUAUGUCUGGCUCUUGAAGGACGCGGCCGAGUUCCGCCUGAGCUUCAAGAUUUUCAUCUCCUUCUACUCGGCCCACAUCUUCUGGCGUCCCGAGCGCAUCUACAUCCACACCGACGCAGCCCCGGAAGUCAUCCAGCGGGCCAGACAGUCCGGCACCCCGUGGACGCGGCGUAUCCUCGCCAUCCCGGGGGUCGAGUUCAAGCAUGUCGAAGUGCCCCAGCGAACGCGAAAGGGAGUCGAGAUCAAGGCGAUGGAGCACAAAGCCGACUUCCUCCGGCUGGCGGCCCUGCGCGAGUACGGCGGCGUGUACCUCGACACGGACGCCAUCCCGCUCCGGGACAUCGCCGACCUGCGCAACAGUGGCUUCCGCAACAUCGUGGGGCCACAGCUCGCCCCGGCCAUGUGGUUGGCCCACAUCCUCAACAACGGCGUCAUGAUGGCCGUGCCGCACAGCAACCUCAUGACCCUCUUCUACCACGCAGCUCACGAGUUCUUCGACGGUGGGUGGGAGACAGCCAGCCUCGGGCUGCUGACCGACCUCGGCAACCGGCUCGCCGCCCUCCCGGGGGAGGUGCUCAUCCUGCAGCCGCAGGCCUUCAGCCCCAUCAGCUGGCACGACAACGACCAGCGUCGGCUGUACCAGGAGACGCUGGACCCGACCACGGCGCCGAGCGUGGCCAGCCUGCAGCGGGAGCAGGACCUCCUCCAGGUUGCUGCCCCUGUUAACAGCAAUACAUCGUCAUCGUUAUCGUCGCCGUCGUCGUCGUGGUCGACAUCCGGGACCUGCCCCGACGUGUUGGCCUGGCUCAGAUACCGCGAGGCGGUCCUCCGUAGCAGCGGGCAGGGCCGGGACAGGGGCGAGUUUGACCUGUCAAGCUCGUACGUGCUGCACGCGUUUGACGGCGUGCUGGAGCAGGUGCUGGGCCGGGGGAGGGACAUCGACGUGCGCUACGUGCUGGAGAGGCGGAGCAACUAUGCCCGGGCCGUGUUCCCGGCCGUGUGGCGGGCGGUGCAGGAGGGGGUUUUUCCGAGGGAGGAGGUAGAGUGAUCCGUGCCACGGAGGAGGCCUUGGGGGUACUGGGGAAUGCUUCGGGUAGUUUAUCAGGUGAAGGCAUUGUCGUGAUGUGGGUUGGGGGGAGGCGGAUUUGCAUGGGCAUAUAAUUAUAGAAUAUGGAGGAGGCCUGGAGAGAGAGUUGGCUCAAGGAACGAGACGGCCGGACAGCAACGAGGCCCGCAGAUGACCUUGACCACCAGCACGAGACUCUGUUCCAAGACAAAACCCUAAGGAGACACGACGGCCUCAGCAGAGCGAAGAGUUCACUGUUGAUCCAGAU